This is a messenger RNA of Labrus bergylta (ballan wrasse), 1655 nucleotides long. The record is from RefSeq and is a predicted model, not a curated record. NCBI's taxonomy places the organism in Eukaryota, Metazoa, Chordata, Actinopteri, Labriformes, Labridae.
CAGCCCGUGGGACCAUGAAGACCGUGAUGGCUCUGCUGCUGCUCUGUCUGUGUCAUCCUGCACAGAGUGACUGCCAGGCAGACUGCCUGUCCUGCAGCAACAUCCUGCCCAAACAGAUCACUUUCAACACAGUGGUGUGUCUCUCUGAGUGUGAAGGCGACGUCUCCCCUGCUUUCUACCGAGACUUCUGUCGUAAAGUGAUGUCCUCUCCGUUGUCCUCGCUCACAGGUAUGAAGCCGAAAAGAUCUCAGGAGGAGGCCGAGGCCCUGUUUCCUGAGGAGGAGGAUCAGCAGGCGGAGGGAGGCCUGUUGCUUCCUGUUGCAAUGCAACGCUUUGAUCACAUGACCCGGGCACUCGGGGUCAAAGGCAGCCAGAUGAACUCAGCCUACAACUCCCAGAAUGCCCUGUCCCUUGAGGAUGAGUAUGAGGAGGAGGCCGGGCAGGAAGAAGGGGCAGCUGACAUGGUGGCGAGAGGACAAGGGGAUUUAGGUCUGAGCGUCUCCAAGAGGUUUGGAGGCUUCGUGAAAGGGAGGCACGGCUACAGGAAGCUGGUCUCUCCAGGACGAUCUUACCAGAAGAGGUACGGAGGAUUCAUCGGCAUUCGGAAGUCGGCACGCAAGUGGAACAACCAGAAACGUUUCAGCGAGUUCCUGAAGCAGUACCUCGGGAUGAGUACUCGGGCCACUGAGUUCAACAGCGUGUCAGAGGACCUCACCCAACAGAACCAGGUUUAGAACCUUGAAGCCGCUGACGUGAAUUCUUGAUGUGUUUUCAAUGAUCUUGUUUUGUAUUUCAGUCACCGACAUAUCGACAUUUUUCUGAUGUCACCACAGUUGACCAUUUAAAUCAUUUAAACUUAAAACUGAGGCUGAAACCUGAAGCUGUGUUCAGACUGACAGUAAAUCAAUCUCAUGAGUUAAAGCUCCCAUGAGGAACUUUUGGUUUGUGUUAACUUUGGCGCCCCCUGUGAGUUUUGCUUUAUUUAAAAGAGUCACAAACAUGAGCUACGUAGAUAUUCUCUGUCAGCUGAAGGUCUGCGGGUGUUUCUGCCAUAGUUUCAUGACCGAGGGGAGAGAAAGAUUAGACAGGCAUGCCUGCUGUUGCUAUGGGGAUUUCAGACGCUGUCCAGGUAGGAUCAGUUGUACAAUCAAACGUCAGAAAAGCCUCUCGUGCCUCAGCGUACACUGCACGACUAACAACACACGAUCUGCAUGAAACUUCAAAAUCAUCGGCUUUAGUCGUGUUCUAACUAGAGAAACUCUCCUUGGUUUUGUUCAGCCCAAAGACUGCCUAAACCCACACAGGUCCACAGACAAGGGAGGUAAACAGAACACAUGAUGCUCUGUUGAUAAUACUUAUGGUUUAUUUCUAACUAAAGCAGAAAAACAUGACAGCAGUUUGCUUUACUCUCAGUCUGAACACGGCUGAAGACUCUUUAUCAGGACUCCAGCAGCUUCAGUCUUUAGCUCUGAUAACAGAUCCAUAACCCUCCAAGGGACCCGAGUCAUUCAGAGUCCUCAUUCAAGGCCCCCCUUGUGGGACUGACCCCAUUGAUUGGCUCCAGAAGCCGUUUUCCUCGUAAGAUAAGAUAAGAUAAGACAAGAUAAUCCUUUAUUUAUCCCACAAUGGGGAAAUUUACAUUGUUACAGCAGCAA